Colossoma macropomum (tambaqui) is the source of this 1683-nucleotide messenger RNA. RefSeq lists its product as uncharacterized. Bases 555 to 1475 code for a protein of 306 amino acids. NCBI's taxonomy places the organism in Eukaryota, Metazoa, Chordata, Actinopteri, Characiformes, Serrasalmidae. The transcript is spliced from 6 exons. The record is from RefSeq and is a predicted model, not a curated record.
UCCAUGAGUUAAAAUUAUUACAAAUUUGAGCCAUAAAAAAGAAACCUAAGUGCAAGUGUUUUCUAAAGUUUAAAAUACCUCAUUGUGAUAUGUCAUUAGAUCUAAAUCUUUCUGUUUUUGUUCUAGCUAAACACACUGCUAAAUGAACCUGGUGCAGCACACUUUGAACCCAAGAACUCUACCUUUAUGUAAGUUUACAGUGGAAAUGAUUUUUGUUCUGAACUUUCUUCUUGUGGUUGUAAUUGUACAGUGCAUGAUAUUGCAAUCAAUCUUUUUUUUAUAUUUCUCUUAACAGAAGUUCAGCACAUCAGAUUAAAGGUAACAUGGAGUACAGCUUCCAAGAUGGAGACACCAAAACACCAAUCAGCUUCCUCAACGAACUCAAGACACAGAGUGGUGAGUUAAAAUACAAUAUCUUUAUCUCAAUAGGUCUCUUACAUUUAGUUUUUAUUUAAAGUUUUAUCGAAUUCACCUAUUACUCAUUCUUAAUCUGUUUCUGCCUUAUUCACAGAUAUUUUUACUUACAGCAUGUUUUGUAAUGAUAUCUUUCAAAUAUGUUUAUAGGUGACACACCUACCAUGCCCCCCAUAGCAAGCACAGCUGUGCAGAGCACAACAGUUCUAACUCCGGAGAUUAUGACAACUCCAGUUCUGGAGAGAACUACUUCUACAAUUAUGGACAUCACAACGUCUCCCACUCUGGAGAUCACGACAGCUCCACCUCAGGAGAUCAUGGCAACUCCAACUCUGGAGAUCACGGCAGCUUCAACUCUGGAGAUCACGACAGCUCCACCUCAGCAGAUUACGGCAGCUCCAACUUUAAUGGGGAGUGUGCUGAUUUAUAUCCGCUUGGUGUUUAAGAACCUGACCACUCUACCCAGUGAGGCAGAGGUUCUUAAUGCUGCUAAUACUCUGCUGGACUCAGGUGUCAGAAUGAAGCGAGAUGUCAGCACACAAAAACUGAAUAACCCAGUUAGCAUCCAGAAUGUCACCUAUCAAAAAACGGGCAGCAACUCAUACACUAUCAGCUUUGCAUUCAAAAUCAGUAAUGUGAGCAUUUCUAGAAACAUUGAACUGAGGAAUGAAACAUAUGAUGCAAUCCAAAAUACCAUCAAUGGCCUGCUGAACAAAAUACUAAAUGACCCAAAUGCUACGCCAUUUGUCUUCCAACGAGCAAACUACACGGGUAAUGAUACUGUGAUUCAGGCUGAUGCAGAAUACAUCUUUAUGGAAGGAGAUAUCAAGACACCAAGUGGAUUUCUGAAGGAAAUACUCAAAAUUAGUGGAUUAGCUGGAGGAGGGUUUCCAGGAUGGGCCCUAGCCAUCAUUAUCCCCUGUGGUAUAGCCAUCAUUCUUGUACCCUGCUGGAUUAUACUCUGUAUAAUGCUUUCUGGUUGCUGUGGAGCCGUUCGAAGACGCUGGCAUAGACGGCAGUCAUACAACGUGCAGUAUCCAAUACACAACAGCCUCUUCUAAAGAACGAGUUCUUCACGCAACAACACCUUACAUAAAUUUAAAGCCUGUUAUGGUGAAUAAAUGUUAAAAAUUUAGUCGUGAUCAUUUGUGGUGUAUCCCUUUAAUUGCUUGCAAGUGUUUUAGUAUAUGUUACGUUUUGUUCCUGUAUUGCUGAAUUUAUACAGGAUGUAUGUUACAUUUUCAGAGGAAUAUAAUUUAAUGAAUGUAU